Phytophthora nicotianae INRA-310 is the source of this 777-nucleotide messenger RNA. RefSeq lists its product as hypothetical. The transcript is spliced from 2 exons. Lineage: Eukaryota; Oomycota; Peronosporomycetes; Peronosporales; Peronosporaceae. Gene Ontology annotation, molecular function: pectinesterase activity. Gene Ontology annotation, biological process: cell wall modification. Bases 1 to 777 code for a protein of 258 amino acids. The record is from RefSeq and is a predicted model, not a curated record.
AUGCACCCUUUCACCUUGCUGCUCGCAGUGCUUGGCAGCCUCGUCACUAUCUCUGCAGCCGAUAUCAAUACCACAUGCAGUGGCGUCAACGCACGCAUCACUCCUUCACCUGGUGCCAUCGUUGUCGAUUCCAUGGGCGCGUACAAUGGAAGCUUCCGGACGCUAGCGGAGGGCGUGUCAAACCUGGCCAAUACGACGGAAGAGCAGACCAUUUUCCUUUACCCGGGCGUUUAUCACGAGCAGGUGUUCAUCACACCGCUGGCGGGGCCUCUCGUGCUACAAGGUUACACCUGUAACACGGAAUCGUACGCUGACAACCAGGUCACGAUCACCCAGGCGAAGGCACAAAGAGACAUUCCGCUCAAUGUGACUGGAGACCGCAACUGGGCAACCAGUACGUUGGGUCUCGCGGCGAGCAAUAUUAAAAUGAUCAACCUCAACGUGGCCAACACGGCCGGUAAAAUUGGUGGCAAGGUCGGUCAGGCGGUGGCCGUAUAUGCCAAUGGAACCGACUACGGCUUCUACGCCUGCAACUUCUCCAGCUACCAGGACACUUUGUGUGCUCACAAUGGUCGCGAGUUGUAUGCCCGCACAUUGAUUCGGGGUGCUACCGACUUCAUCUUCGGUAUGAACGCUCAAGCGUGGUUCGAGAAAUGCGACAUCGAGGUUGUCGGAAAAGGUUACGUCACGGCGAAUGGACGCGAGAGCGAGUCUAACCCGUCUUGCGUACCUCGGUCGCCCGUGGCGUCCCUACUCGCGUGUUGUCUUCCAGAAUAG